This is a messenger RNA of Teleopsis dalmanni, 656 nucleotides long. RefSeq lists its product as uncharacterized. The record is from RefSeq and is a predicted model, not a curated record. The transcript is spliced from 2 exons. The coding region runs from base 15 to 575 and encodes 186 amino acids. NCBI's taxonomy places the organism in Eukaryota, Metazoa, Arthropoda, Insecta, Diptera, Diopsidae.
UUGCAUUAACUACAAUGGUUCUAUAUCAGAUUUUUGCAAUAUUUAUUUUUACAAUAUUACUACAGGAAUCCAGUGGAAAGGAUACAUGGAGUUGUGAAAUUCACUCUGUUUCUAUAUAUAAAUCCAGCACCGAAUACUUAGAUACAGAUAUAAAAACUGAACGGAUCUCGCGAGGAAAAUAUGGUUUUAGUGGUUUUGUGGAUUUUAAACAGGAUACGAGUGAUAAAUGGACUAUAAGAUCAAAUUUUACGCGUAGUAUUUACGGGACCAAUAAAUUUAUUCCAACUCCAUACCAAACUCCAAAGAUGAAAUUUCACAGUUUUAUUGCUGGACCUUAUAAACGUUUUGCCAUGAGCACAUUAAGAAAUUGUACAAAAAAUGGGAUAGAGUUUGAAGGAAAUUUCGUCCCACCUGUAACAAAACGUCGUAUGAUAUUUCAUAAAUGUCGUGUAAAUGUAGAUAAUUGGCCUUACUUCGCUGCUGGCUAUUAUAAAAUAUUUGUAGAGAUAUUAGAACCUCAAUACACAGGCUGGGAGGUAGUUUUAAAAAUGACUUCUUCAACACCUCUGUUAUAAAUUAGUUAACGGUGGAUAACAGCUAUACUAAAUCGGUGGAUAUAAUGAAUAAUAUUAAUUUAUUAAAUAAAUUUAGAAGUU